UUUAUGCUCUGCGCAAUUAUUUAACAAACCCUAAGCGGCUUCAAACCGUGGUUAAACUGCUUUAUUUUGUGUAUAAAACCGCAGUUUUGUUGAAUGUUUUUUAUUUAUGUUUAUUUUGUUUUAAAAAUACUCAACUUUUAAUUUACACAUACUUACUGUUCAAUAUUUAAUGCUUCGUUAAUAAUUUGAACUGCUUUCUAAGGUUAUCAUCGAGGUUUCACUGUUCAAUCGUUUAUAGAUUUACUCUCAUCAAAACAUGGCUGGAUAUCGAGAUCACAAAUUUUCGGGCUCACGAGAUGAUUAUGAAAAACGAUUGGCUGGCUCAACAACACUCUAUGUUGGUAACCUCUCAUUUCACACCAAAGAGGAGCAAAUUUAUGAAUUGUUUAGUAAAUGUGGUGACAUUAAAAGAGUAAUCCUUGGUUUGAAUCGAAUUACCAAAACACCAUGUGGUUUCUGUUUUAUAGAGUAUUAUGACCGAGAAGAUGCACAUAAUGCUAUUCGUUAUAUUGGUGGAACUCGACUAGAUGAACGUAUCAUAAGAACUGAUUGGGAUGCGGGAUUCAUCGAAGGUCGACAAUAUGGAAGAGGCAAGGCUGGAGGCCAAGUUCGUGAUGAAUAUCGAACUGAUUAUGAUCCAGGCAGAGGGGGCUUUGGAAAAUAUAUAGCCAAAAAACUUGAAGGAAAUCCUGGUCCUUCGGAACCACCGAAAGUUAUGUAAACUUGUGCUGUCAUUAAACUCUAGUUAAGUUCUAGAGAAAGCAUCUCAUUUUGACUAUUACAGAUGAUACACAAUUACAUUCAAGCCCCAAAGAGCUAAAAUUAUCCGAAGAAAAUGAUAAUCAUAUUGUAUCUCCUUUCUCAAAUAGGCGACUAUAUUUCCAUUUUUAUAAACGAAGUUGAUUUAAUUCAACUUUAUCUCCUUUUUUGUAAAUGUGUUUGUAAAUAAAUGACCUAAACAUUAA
Tetranychus urticae (two-spotted spider mite) is the source of this 965-nucleotide messenger RNA. It is a transcript of the gene Cbp20, whose product is annotated as cap binding protein 20. Lineage: Eukaryota; Metazoa; Arthropoda; Arachnida; Trombidiformes; Tetranychidae. Gene Ontology annotation, cellular component: nuclear cap binding complex. Gene Ontology annotation, molecular function: RNA cap binding. The record is from RefSeq and is a predicted model, not a curated record. Gene Ontology annotation, biological process: mRNA cis splicing, via spliceosome.